AGACACAAGAAAAGGGAGCGCGCCUGCCGCCGCCGCCCUCCUCGGAAGAGAGGCUGGAGUGAGGCUGUGCGAAGCGCCGCAUUUCAAUGAGGACCGGCCAAGGCACAUCCCUGCACUAGUGGCCGCAGCCGAGACGCCCGUGCUCCCGCAGCUGCUGCCGCCCAGCCCCGCACCGACGCCGCCCCCAGCCCCACAGCCCCGCAGCCCCAGCCGCACCCAGCAGGGCAAGGACAGCUCCAGGAGGCAGCCCCAAGCGCGGCCACAAAGAUCCCCGGCGACUCUCCUAGGACCGGUUCCCCUUGCAGUCCAUCAUGUCCUUCGGCAGAGACAUGGAGCUGGAGCACUUCGAUGAGAGGGACAAGGCGCAGAGGUACAGCCGAGGGUCGCGGGUGAACGGCCUGCCGAGCCCCACGCACAGUGCCCACUGCAGCUUCUACCGCACCCGCACGCUGCAGACCCUCAGCUCGGAGAAGAAGGCCAAGAAAGUUCGUUUCUAUCGAAAUGGAGAUCGAUAUUUCAAAGGGAUUGUGUACGCCAUCUCCCCAGACCGCUUCCGAUCUUUUGAGGCCCUCCUGGCUGAUUUGACCCGAACUCUGUCGGAUAACGUGAAUUUGCCCCAGGGAGUGAGAACAAUCUACACCAUUGAUGGGCUCAAGAAGAUUUCCAGCCUGGACCAACUAGUGGAAGGAGAGAGUUAUGUGUGCGGCUCAAUAGAGCCCUUCAAGAAACUGGAGUAUACCAAGAAUGUGAACCCCAACUGGUCAGUGAAUGUCAAGACCACCUCAGCUUCCAGGGCAGUGUCUUCACUGGCCACUGCCAAAGGCAGCCCUUCGGAGGUGCGUGAGAAUAAGGAUUUCAUUCGGCCUAAGCUGGUCACCAUCAUCAGGAGUGGAGUGAAGCCGCGGAAAGCUGUCAGGAUUCUGCUGAACAAGAAGACGGCUCAUUCCUUUGAGCAAGUCCUCACUGACAUAACCGAUGCCAUCAAGCUGGACUCGGGAGUGGUGAAGCGCCUGUACACUCUGGAUGGCAAACAGGUGAUGUGCCUUCAGGACUUUUUUGGUGACGAUGACAUUUUUAUUGCAUGUGGACCGGAGAAGUUCCGUUACCAGGAUGAUUUCUUGCUAGAUGAAAGUGAAUGUCGUGUGGUGAAGUCCACUUCUUACACCAAAAUAGCUUCAUCAUCCCGCAGGAGCACCACCAAGAGCCCAGGACCUUCCCGGCGCAGCAAAUCCCCUGCCUCCACCAGCUCAGUUAAUGGAACCCCUGGUAGUCAGCUCUCUACUCCUCGCUCGGGCAAGUCGCCAAGCCCAUCACCCACCAGUCCGGGAAGCCUGCGGAAGCAGAGGAGCUCUCAGCAUGGUGGCUCUUCUACUUCACUGGCAUCCACCAAAGUCUGCAGCUCAAUGGAUGAGAACGAUGGCCCUGGGGAAGAAGUGUUGGAGGAAGGCUUCCAGAUUCCAGCCACAAUAACAGAACGAUAUAAAGUCGGAAGGACAAUAGGAGAUGGAAAUUUUGCCGUUGUCAAGGAAUGUGUAGAAAGGUCAACUGCUAGGGAGUAUGCUCUGAAAAUUAUCAAGAAGAGCAAGUGUCGAGGCAAAGAACACAUGAUCCAGAAUGAGGUGUCUAUUUUAAGAAGAGUGAAGCAUCCCAAUAUCGUCCUUCUGAUUGAGGAGAUGGACGUGCCGACUGAGCUUUAUCUUGUCAUGGAAUUAGUAAAGGGCGGAGACCUUUUUGAUGCCAUUACUUCCACUAACAAAUAUACCGAGCGAGAUGCCAGUGGGAUGCUGUACAACCUGGCCAGCGCCAUCAAAUACCUGCAUAGCCUGAACAUCGUGCACCGAGACAUCAAGCCAGAGAACCUGCUGGUAUAUGAGCACCAAGAUGGCAGCAAAUCCCUGAAGCUGGGUGACUUUGGAUUGGCCACCAUUGUAGAUGGCCCCCUAUACACAGUCUGUGGCACCCCAACAUAUGUGGCUCCUGAAAUAAUUGCAGAGACUGGAUAUGGCCUCAAGGUGGACAUCUGGGCAGCUGGUGUAAUCACUUACAUCCUGCUGUGUGGUUUCCCUCCAUUUCGUGGAAGUGGUGAUGACCAGGAGGUGCUUUUUGAUCAGAUCUUGAUGGGGCAAGUGGACUUUCCUUCUCCGUACUGGGAUAAUGUUUCUGAUUCUGCAAAGGAGCUCAUUACCAUGAUGCUGUUGGUCAAUGUGGAUCAGCGAUUUUCGGCUGUGCAGGUCCUUGAGCAUCCCUGGGUUAAUGAUGAUGGCCUCCCAGAAAAUGAACAUCAGCUGUCAGUAGCUGGAAAGAUAAAGAAGCAUUUCAACACAGGCCCCAAGCCGAACAGCACAGCAGCCGGAGUUUCUGUCAUAGCACUGGACCACGGGUUUACCAUCAAGAGAUCAGGGUCUUUGGACUACUACCAACAACCAGGAAUGUAUUGGAUAAGACCACCGCUCUUGAUAAGGAGAGGCAGGUUUUCCGACGAAGACGCAACCAGGAUGUGAGGAGCCGGUACAAGGCGCAGCCAGCUCCGCCAGAACUCAACUCGGAAUCGGAAGACUACUCCCCGAGCUCCUCCGAGACUGUUCGCUCCCCCAACUCACCCUUUUAAUAAGCCCCUUUUACUCAAAGUCCUAGCUUAACCCUUUGAGACUCUGAGAUUUUUUUUUCCCCAAAAUUUAUGUGAAACAGUUUCAUCUGAUCUAUCUAGCGCUCAGUGCUUGAAUGGCAGAAGAGAAAGUGUGUUUUCGGGUCUCUUUGUAGCGAUUUCCCUUUACUGAAUGAGAUGGCACGUGUCGGUUUGUGAAGAUGGUAAUUUGCUGCUAAUAGGGUCCUCAAAGGGUUAAAGCUAAUUUGCCAAUUUUUUUAAACAUAGAAGCAAUGAAUGUUUUCAUCAGUCAAGUUAGGAUCUGCAGUCUGUAAUAUAGCACAUGUUAACCCUCUGAGUGCAUAGAAUUUUAUUGAGAAUCCUUGCUGGGGAAUUUUUCAGGCCUUUGGAUGUACACGCACAUGUUUCUUGAUUCUGCUGCAGAUCAAGGGGUGUUCUUAAAAUGCAGAAACGGCCGGACAAGAAGGGGAUCUAGAGUGAUCUCUUGCUUGUCCUUUUCUGUGGGUUUAGAACAUGGCAGGUUUAUAACUUCAGCAUAUGCACCCCUCUUUCCUCUUCAUGAUCCUAUUAGGAAAGGGAAUUUUUUUUUUUUCUUCUUUAGAAGUAUAACCAUCUGCUGCAGUGAGGCCUGCAUGGUGGGGAGUGGAGGGAAUUGGGUUUGUGGCAAACAGCCUGACCCGGGAAAUUGUCGGUGCCCUCUCCCCGCAAACUGUCUCCAUACAAAGAUGUACUGGUGACACCUCAGAAAUGCUGCUUCUACAUCAGCUGCUGCUAGUGCCAGCACAGACCCUCCAGGGAUCACCAUGGCUUAUCUUGUGCAUGGUGAGGGAGGGUCUGUCUGCUCGGUAUCAAACAUCUACAGGGAAGAAACAACUGGUGGAAAAGAGCAAUAAAUUGCCAGGUGCUCAAUAAGGCUGGGAUUUCAAAUGGAAAGAGGAAAGAAGGUCCUGUACAUUUUCUCAUCUGCUUUUUUUCAUGGUUCUGUGGUCAUCAGUGUGAAAUCCACACAUAGUAUGAAAUCCAUUCAUGGAAGAGCUGGGGCACAGUGGAGCUAGAGGCAAGGGAUUUGCAAGGUGGCUGAGGAGAAAGCAUGGUAGGAACACAAUCCAGAAUGUUCUAAACCAAUUCCAUGUGUACCUUUAUAUAGUCUCUCUGGAAGAGCAGGAUAUAACACCUAGAAGAUGGCCCUAAGGAUAAAAAUUCCAUUCCCCAAGGUGAUUUUUCUUUUUAAUAUUCCGCUAUCAUUAACCAUGUGCGGAAACAUUUGUUUUCCUAUCUUUGGACUAAGUCCUGUCUGAGACCUGAAUUUCCACUCCUAUUACCAAAUCUCUCACUGGUAGGAGAAACUGCAGGCCUGGGUUUCUUCUGGAACAUAUCCCAUUUCAGAACAGGGGAUUACCAUUUCCUGUUCAUUACAGCAGAACUCAAAGAGGAGGAGAGGCAGAGUCUCAAAUCAAAUGUCCUCCUAAGAUUUGCUCAGCUCUGUGAUACAGGAAUAAUCAGUGAGUGAUAUCUCAUGAAAUUUGCAUCUGGAUGGCUGAGCAGUAUUUUAUUUCCUCAGUUUUGAAUAUACUUUAAUAUCACAGAGUCUUAAAAUUUCUGAAUUACAUUUCUAUAUUGAGUUCUUUGUUUUCAAAUUCACACUGAACUUCAAUUGCUGCUUUUUACCCUUCAGUCCUUAAAUUGUGGUCUAUGCUCUGAUAGAUUAUCAAAUCACAUCUCAUUGCCUUUGCAACACAAGACUCCUAGGUUUUUCGCUCUUCCACUUUUAGUAAGGGUUUAUUUUUCCCUCUCUCUCUCCUUUUAGACAAUCCAUAAAUUAUAACACCUAAAAUCAUAAAGUAGCAUAAACCAGCAAAUCAAUUGAAUUGUUUUUUUUGGGGGGGGGCAAGGGGCACAAAAUACCAGGAAUAGUAUGUCAGUGUAUAGGUUGAUUCCAUUUUAGUAAAGAAUACUGAACUGGUCUGAAAUUACUGCUUUCUCUGAAAUUAUUAAGUGAAGUGCCGUUUCAAGGUGAAAGAGUAGGUUUUUAGCUUGGCCUCAACUCUAAAUAUGUGAAUGUUUAAAAAAUCCUAUGGCAGAGACCUACUUGCAGUAGAUUGUUGUUUUCCCUUUUUUUUUUUUUUUCCCUCUGAAUUCCCCCCAACACACAUGGGCGUAAAAUGUGUUGCUACAGUAUUCAGUGUACAGAACCUACAAUGCAUGUCUCAGGCCUUUUUCCAUUAUCAUCUAAGGGGAAUUCUGGAGUGUUUCUCAGCAUGCUGCAGAGAGGCAGCUCAGAAGAAUGCAGGGACCAUGCAGCAUGAGGAUCCCGAUGCCUCCCUGUAGAAUUGGAGUGAUCUAUGCUGAAUAAACAGUGGAAUGUGACCUGUCAAGUAGAAAUAUUGAGUAAUCAGAUGGAAUGGAAUCUUUCUAGCAUUAAGCUACCAAGAUCUCGAAUGUCAGAGAUGUACUCAGAGGGUUAAUAGACAAGCACAAGGCAUGCCGAUGACGUUGGUGUAUCCAGAUUGCUUUGCUUUUAACCAGUGCUUUCUAAUUUUUUUCUCGACAUUCUUGGGAUAGUUCAAGUUUGAAAUAAUUAAGUGGUGGUGUUCUUUAAGGAAUUUCUAUAACCAAAUUGAUCUUAUUUUUUAUUUCAUUUAUCAUAGAACAAAUAUGUACCAUUAUGGCAGUGUAUCUCCGUAAUUACCAAUUUAUUCAUCGCCACAAGUGUUUCCAUAUUUUUUUUUUCAGGUAUUGAAUAUAGCUCUUAUGGUGGUGGCCUGGUGAUGGGAACUGUCUUUCCUUUACUGACAUAUGACCAACCAUAUGAUUUCAAGGGAAUUCUAAGAUUCAUCUUUUCAGUUCAAUAGUAGACUAACUGAGGAAGAACUCCUUCAUUAUUUGCAUCGUGUAAAUCAUCUCUGUAGAUGAGAACUGUUCAUGUUAAUGAACACUUUUUUUUCUCAAUAUUGUAGCAGAAAUCAUUUUAUUCAUCAUGGUCAAUGAAUAUGUGAUUUGCUCCAGAUCGUUAGAAGGAAAAGUAAGAUUACAGUCAUUGGAAAUGUUUUUACCGUAGCCCUCAUCUAACUUACACGUGGUGCAUAUUAAAAUAAGCAGAAGGAAAAAAUGUGAAUAAACUACUGAAAACACUCUGUGUUUUGUAUUCAAUGAAACCUUCCUGCAACCUGCUCAGCACCCCCACCGGUGGUAGUUAACAGGCCCCUCAGAUAUUGUUGAAAGAAAGCAAUAUAUCCAUGAAUGAAGGCUAAAAUUGCAAUCCUUUACCCUUUGAGGCAUAUUUCAGUUGAGGAAAAAAAAAAGGAAAGAAAAAUUGACUUUGAGGGUCACGGCGCUACUGUAUACCAAGGCUCAAGCAUAUUAAAUCACGGUUGUUUGCUGGCCAACGGCAUCGGUUAGACAACUCUAUCCCCUGUGUCGAAGCUGGAUUGUGCUGAAGGAGAGCUUUCUUAAUAUUAUUGUGUUGCCCCUAGCCCUUCUCUGGGUAAGGAUCUGUCAGCAUUUCCAUGAUAAACUCCUAUUCUCAAAGGUUUUUAAUUUGACCAUAAAAAUGUGCCCCAGGCCAAAGUUUGCUAUACAGGGUCUGUACCAGAGAGUGAAGGUUCAUUUCCCUCUCUUCCCAACUUCUUUCCAACUCUCCUGAGAAAAAAAAGAAGAAUCCAGUAUGUGUUCUUAAUUGUGAUUUAAGAAUUUUGUAAAAUACCCAGAUCCUGGAUGAUAGUUUUAACAUCAUUAUUCAUUUGGAUGUAUUUUCUUUGUUGUGGAUAUGUUUAAUGGAUCACCUAGCAUCCAAUGUAGAUAACGUAUCUUUUCUAUAAUUAGUAAGUUAUUCAUUUUGUAAACUGCUACAUUCUUUUCUUUUCUUUCUUUUUUUUUGUCCAAAGAUUUUUUUUUAAAAACUUGGUCAGUUCAAAGAUCAGCCUUUACCACACGUGUGAUCUGCCAUUUCCCUUAGGAGUUUGGGGAAAUACACUCAAAUAGACCCUUACUUUGCAUGCAGUUUUGAGGGUCAGAUAUAUGCUUCUUCGGAUAUAUGGAUUUCCUUAUUUAAUCAUCAAAUUUCAUGAAGCUGUUCUAGUCCAAUGGGGAAAAAUAGUGACUAAAAGCACUUCCAAAAGUAACAUUUUUGGUCAAUUCAGAUGCGGAUAGCAUAAAAUAACACAUUUCACACUUUCUUUAUUUAAAAGCAAAUAAAUCAAUGAAACUUGAGGACGCACUAAACAUUUGAUUACUGCAAAAGUGCUUUAAAAAUUGGCUCAAUGGUGCUUAUGCAUGGAACAGUUACAAACGGGUCCUUGAGACUGUCAGAUGGAAUCUCUAGUUUGUAUGUAAUUACACACUGAAGGAGGAGGUGCUUUUAAGCCAGUCUUUUAUUUUUUAAUCAUCUCAAAUAUGCAACCAUCCAUUCAGUAACAUUAAGGGUCAUAAACUGGUGGGAAACAGGAAAUGCAGUGUAGAAGCUUAGAAUGCCUCUGGCUGGAGUGUCUUUGUUUGUUUUUCUGUUGCUGUUGGCUUCUACUCUCAGGCUGGUGUGGUGAUUUUUUUUCAGUGAGUGAGCAUCUAACUGGCAGGUGUUUUGAUCAUGAGGUUUGCAAUAUCUUGCCCAUAGAGACAAAUGAGAGAUCUAGUUUCAUUCUUUUUCCCUAAAGGAAAAGCAAUCUCCAAUGUUAAACUAUAUCUGUAAAUUUCCUUAAUAUUCUUUUUUAGUCAACUGAGACCCUUAAUGUUGCUUUAAUGUAAAAUUGUAUAUUUUUGUCUGUGAUAUACUUUAUUAAUUUAAAGUAAUAGUUCUAAAGCCUUCACUGUUGGUAUUAAAAGAAAGUAGAAUUAUAAAAGUGAUGUUAAAGACUCUAAUAAUGUCAUUUCAUUCCAAUUCAAUCAAAUGUGGUAAGAAAAAGACCUUGAAUAGUUCCCUAGGGACAAUUUCUUACUUGCCAUUGACAUUAAUCUUUGAUGUAUUCUCAGAAUAAAUAAAAAGAAAUUGAAACUGGUCCAAGGUUAGAGUCAUAUCCUCAAUAACUUUUUUAAAAAAAUUUUAUUAGGAAAUUAAUAAUAGCCUUUUUCAUUCUGGCUGAAAGAAAAUUAUUAAAAGAUUAGUUGAGUGUGAAAUUAAAUAGUAUUUUGCUCAUGCAUACUAAAAAGAUGGACUGGAAACUUGCACUUAAACAAGUUUCCAAAAGGUUUCAAUUUGAUAGAAGAAGAAAAAAAAUCAAUGUUUCCUUUGAAAAUACUGAAUUUAUCACUUGCUGCAUGGAUCAGAUGGCAUAGGUUAAUCUUUGAUUUUCAGAAUCCUAAUGAAAUAACUUUCAAAUGAUUUGUGUCUAUGAUUAAAGGUGGAAUGAGAUCCGAUUUUUUCCUAAUCCUUCAGUUUAAGCUAAUAAAUGUAGGUUAAUGUGGAAUGAAGUCAUCUGUGAUAUGUUUAUUUAUUAGCUGAGCUUUUUUGAUGUUGCCUGUUUUUAUGUAAAACAUGUUCUUAAAGUUAAUAAAAUAAUAAUUCUUGGUGUAUGAA
This is a messenger RNA of Ictidomys tridecemlineatus (thirteen-lined ground squirrel), 8114 nucleotides long. RefSeq names its product doublecortin like kinase 1 (gene Dclk1). Gene Ontology annotation, biological process: neuron migration; intracellular signal transduction; retina development in camera-type eye. Gene Ontology annotation, molecular function: microtubule binding; ATP binding; protein kinase activity. Gene Ontology annotation, cellular component: neuron projection; axoneme. NCBI's taxonomy places the organism in Eukaryota, Metazoa, Chordata, Mammalia, Rodentia, Sciuridae. The record is from RefSeq and is a predicted model, not a curated record.